Messenger RNA from Cyphomyrmex costatus, 391 nucleotides. RefSeq lists its product as uncharacterized. Bases 57 to 281 code for a protein of 74 amino acids. NCBI's taxonomy places the organism in Eukaryota, Metazoa, Arthropoda, Insecta, Hymenoptera, Formicidae. The record is from RefSeq and is a predicted model, not a curated record. The transcript is spliced from 2 exons.
GACCAUUUUGUAAUGCUUUCACGGGAUGCGGUAGAUUUGUUUCGGAAGAAAGAAGAAUGAAGAAGAAAGGACUUUCCACUCUGCGAGAUUUGUCGGACUUUAAAGUGACGAAUAACAACGUUCAGCUUCCGGUUUCUCUGUACAGGGCAUUACUAGAUGCUGCUAAGCAAAAUGUUUGGAAAGUGCAGAUGGAUCGUGGGGCAUAUGAUUAUCGAUUACAACAAAUACCGCGGAUUUAUCUUUCGGGUCAAAUGCCUGUACGUAACACGAUGAAAAGCUAAUUUUAACGGACACAACUUGAUGCAUAGACGCCACCAGAAUUUGUAACAGACAGAAUUAUAUUUUAUUUUCUUGCUUCUAAAUUAUGAAAUUUAUUUAUAAUACUAAUUAA